Molecule: messenger RNA, 1109 nt
Organism: Notechis scutatus (mainland tiger snake)
Lineage: Eukaryota; Metazoa; Chordata; Lepidosauria; Squamata; Elapidae
Gene: LY6G6C
Product: lymphocyte antigen 6 family member G6C
Cellular component (GO): protein-containing complex; external side of plasma membrane
Source: RefSeq, a predicted model, not a curated record
AGCUGCUUGAAAGAGUUGCAGGUCUGAGUUGGAAAGUUGUUCUUUGGCUCUUUGCCAUUUUCACUGGAACAUUUCUCACCUCCUCUUGCGUGAAAUUUAAUCAAGAUGAACAAGUAUCUUCUCCUUGGUUUUUCUGUUCUGAUCUUCUGCACAGUUGCUCAAGGUCUAAUAUGCAAUGUUUGCAAGUUUAAAGUCGGCCGUGUUUGCAUUCGUUCUGAUGAUCCCUGUCGAACGAACGAAGGCCAGCAGUGUGAAACAACCAAAGUUUAUACAGGCAGACUAGAGCUUUUCACGAAACAUGACUGCAGCAAAAUGACUGAACUCUGCAACAGGACCGAACAGAGGGAUGACGUUUUUGACAUGACUUACAAUCGCACUUGCUGUACUACUGACUUAUGCAAUGGGGGAAUGAUCAGCCAGCCCAGCCUCACUCUCUUUACUGGCCUCAGCUUGGCACUUGGUUGGUGGCUUACAUGCUAAUGUAUAAAUUAAAACAACAACGAUGGCAACAAUAGUGGAAGGCUAUACUCUUCUCAUCCUGAAGCAACCCUUAGGACCAAGACUCCAGUCCCCCACAUACUCAGUUCACUUCUCAUGGCUAAAGAGAAUAAAUUUGAAAACCUGGCAAUUUCACUCCCUCACUAUCUUAAUGUUGAUUCUACUGUUAUCAAGAAAAUUUUGUGUGGUGCAUUUUCUUGUGUGAACCCAUUAAUUCAUUAAUGAUUUAAGAUAUAGUGUAAAAUUAGCCAACUGAAAUGUGUUGAGCAUUUGUAGAACUGAGUUUUCCUCCCUCCGGUAAUCUUUCAGGAAGGUGUCUUGGACCUACUCUGUGAAAUUUUAACUCAGGAGCUCUGAAUGAUGGUUUAUCAAGCAGACACUAUCCUUGUUGGUUUGUUUUUGCUUUUUCAUAUCUAUAUGAGAAGACUUGGCCAGCCCUCAGUGGACUACAACAUUUGUUGUUUGUUUGUUACUUAAUAAAUGUUUGCCUUGGUAAACUGGAAGUACUGACAGCCUUGGCUAGUAUAAAUAAAAAUGAAUGUUUCAUAUUUAUACAUGUUGAUUUAAUCCAGGCAAGUGUUAAAAAUCCAACCAUUGCCUGAAGAUCAUCC